CAGUUACAUAUGAUGUUGACAUGUCUGAAUUAUCCUGCAGCAUUCAUCCCACUACCUGGAGGGGAAAUGAACGCAACAUCUAUGAAUCCUUAUCCGCAUUUUGUACAAAAUCCUCCGUAUGGAGGUGGGAUGCCGCCACCUUAUCCUUCAACUAGUGCUUCUGGUUUUGGAGGCUACCCCAGCUUCCCCUCGUACUCGACCAGUGGAUAUCCACCUAGUCCUUACUCACCUGCAGCAUAUCCCCCAGCCAAGCAGCCGUCACCACCAAUGCCAGCUAUGAAUAGUGGGAAUUCCGAUACAAUCACAGAAGAGCAUAUACGAGCUUCAUUGAUAUCAGCAGUUGGUGACAAACUGCGUAGAAGAUUAAUCGAACAACACUCACAAUUGCAGGCAGAACUGGAGACUCUUCGUCGUACCCAACAAGAACUUACAAAUGGCUCAUCGAAACUCACGGAUUUGUUCAAUAAAUUACAGAAAGAGAAGCAGGAAUUGGACAAAAAUGUUAAUAUCCUCCAGGACAAGGAGACUGAGCUUGAAAGGGAAAUUGCAAAACUUUCAGAGAAUCAAUCCAUUGAUGUUGAUGAAGCUGUAACUACUAUUGCACCUUUAUAUAAACAAAUGUUAAAUGCUUUCGCUGAAGAGGCAGCCACAGAAGAUGCAAUUUAUUACCUCGGAGAAGGUCUUCGACAGGGCUCCAUAGAUCUUGACGUAUUUCUCAAACAAGUUCGUCAAUUAUCUCGUCGACAAUUUAUGCUACGAGCACUGAUGCUACGCUGCAGGCAAAAAGCGGGUCUUGCCGGUUGAUUAUACAUGAAUAAUAUAAAAAAUGAAUGAUUAUCCUACUGUUGAAGAUAAAUACUUGCUGCAAACUCAUAUUUUAUCGUGUACACUAUUUUACUAAUAAUGAAGAACAAUGUAUUUAGAUAAGCAAAAUCGUCUACUGUAAUAAAUAUGAUUGUUUCAUUUUAUGUAUUAGUUGAAUAAUAAAGAAAUUGAUGAUAAAACCUCCAGUAGCAUUAAUUACAAUCAUUGCAGAAUAUAAAAUAAACCUUUUUAUUAAUCGAAUUGAUGAAUUAAUGAAUUCGUAAUGUUUACGGUAUUCGUGGAAUGUGACAAUACAUCAAAGGAAGAUAUAAAGUCCAGAGGUAAUCACUUUGCGGUUCAGAUGAA
Molecule: messenger RNA, 1170 nt
Organism: Fopius arisanus
Lineage: Eukaryota; Metazoa; Arthropoda; Insecta; Hymenoptera; Braconidae
Gene: TSG101
Product: tumor susceptibility gene 101
Exons: 3
Coding region: 10-804 (264 amino acids)
Biological process (GO): endosome to lysosome transport
Cellular component (GO): ESCRT I complex
Molecular function (GO): ubiquitin binding
Source: RefSeq, a predicted model, not a curated record